Messenger RNA from Nakaseomyces glabratus, 1233 nucleotides. It is a transcript of the gene PRI1, whose product is annotated as DNA primase subunit PRI1. Gene Ontology annotation, cellular component: alpha DNA polymerase:primase complex. The record is from RefSeq and is a predicted model, not a curated record. Gene Ontology annotation, biological process: DNA replication, synthesis of primer. Lineage: Eukaryota; Fungi; Ascomycota; Saccharomycetes; Saccharomycetales; Saccharomycetaceae.
AUGACUGAGACUAUAAAGCCCAAUGGGCCAAGUUCCAUGGAUAUGCAGUAUUACUACCAGUAUCUCUAUCCAUUUAAGCAAAUAUUUCAAUGGGUGAAUCACUCGCAGAAACCCAGCCGCGACAUUAUAAAUCGGGAGUUUGCGAUGGCUUUUAGGUCCGGUGCUUACAAAAGAUAUAAUUCCUAUGGUGACGUGCAGGAGUUCAAGGAGGCAAUUGAAAAGUCUAAUCCCGACAGAUUUGAAAUUGGUGCUAUCUAUAAUAAACCACCAAAGGAGCGUGAUUCGCUGCUGAAAAGUGAGAUGGUGCCAUUAGAGAAGGAACUUGUAUUUGAUAUCGAUAUGGAUGACUACGAUACUUUCAGAACAUGUUGUUCAGGAGCUCAAGUGUGCUACAAGUGUUGGAGAUUUAUAUCACUUGCAAUGGAGAUUAUUAAUGUUGCAUUAAAGGAAGAUUUUGGAUAUAAUGACUUUGUGUGGGUGUUUUCCGGUAGACGUGGUGCGCAUUGUUGGGUCAGUGAUAAGCGUGCAAGAGCAUUGAAUGACAUACAAAGACGUAAUGUUUUAGACUACUUGAACGUUGUAAGAGAUAGGAAUUAUGACAAACCCCUGUCUUUGAAGAGGCCAUACCACCCACAUCUAAGUAGGUCCUUGCAGAUUUUAAAAGGGCACUUCGUCGAUAUUAUUUUAGAGGAACAAGAUCCAUGGAGAGAUGAUCAGCACGCUAUCAAAACAUUGCUUCCAGCAUUUACAGAAAAACCGGUUAUUGAAGCACUUCGAAAAUACUGGACAGAGAAUCCAAAUAGAUCAAGUAAAGCUAAAUGGGGUGAUAUAGAUACAAUAGCUUCAAACCUCAAUAUAACGAAUAAAAGACAAAAAGAAAUAAUGAAUAAUAGGCUGAGGGAGGCUAAAGAGGACCUUGUUCUAACCACAUUGUAUCCAAAGCUAGAUGUGGAAGUUACAAAACAAACUAUCCAUUUACUAAAGGCGCCUUUUUGUAUUCAUCCGGCCACUGGUAAUGUAUGUGUUCCAAUCGUAGAUAAUUUCACCCCAGAAAAAGCUCCAAAGCUAAUCGUUUUACAAAAUGAAAUGGAAAAAAGCAAUAACAAUGUCUCUGAGACUUCUUUACAACCGUUUUUGGAUUAUUUCCAAAGCUAUGUGUCACAAUUGCUCAAGCAUGAAUUAGGUUCAGUAAAAAGAGAAAGAGAAGAGGAUGUUAAAUCACUUGACUUUUGA